UAUUCCUAAUUUCAGUGUGGGUGGUAGCAAGAGUAUAUUACCAUUAUGAAUCAAGUCAUCCAAAACAUGAAUGGUGGCACCGGCGAAACCAGUUACGCUUUCAACUCAUCUGUUCAGAAAAAGGCUUUCUACAAAACAAAGCCGAAGAUAGAAGAAGCAGAGCUGGAUAUAUUUUCAAAGUUCUGUACUUGUAGUACAACCAUGACGGGGAAGAGUAUGCCUAUAGGCAUUGCCGACUUGGGCUGUUCCUCGGGUCCAAACACACUCUUUUCUUACCUGCUAAAUAUUAUUUACAAGAAAUGCUGUGAAUUUGACAUUGUUUCGCCGGAGAUUGUCAUGUACUUUAAUGAUCUUCCCGGAAACGACUUCAACACACUUUUCAAAUACUUGGAAAGCUUUUGUGACGAACUGAAAAGAAACAAAGGAGAUGGUUUCGGACAAUGUUUUGAUGCUGGGAUACCUGGUACAUUCUAUGGUAGACUUGUUCCUAGGGAUACUCUUCACUUUGUUCAUUCUUCCUACAGUCUCCAAUGGUUUUCUCAGCUUCCUCGAGAGAUUGAGAACAAUAACCAAGGGAACAUUUAUAUCUCGACGUCCAGUCCUCCAUCCAUAAUAGAAGCAUACUUGAAGCAAUUUAAGAGUGAUUUUACGAAUUUUCUGAAGUAUCGGUCCGAGGAAUUAGUCAAGGGAGGAAGAAUGGUUUUAACACUUUUGGGCAGAACAAGUGAAGAGUGCUGUUAUUUUUGGGAUAUAUUAGCUUUGGCACUCAAGGACAUGGUUUUAGAGGGAAUGAUUGAAGAACAAAAAUUAAUCUCAUUUAACAUACCGCUAUAUAUGACAUCCAGUGAGGAAGUGAGCCUGGUUAUUCAAUGUGAAGGUUCAUUCAAGAUUGAUCAAAUCGAAGUUUUCCAGGUGAAUUGGGAUGGUAGUGAAGAUGAAAGUUCAAAAAUCGAUAGCUAUAAUGCAGCGAACUGCAUCAGAGCCGUGUCAGAAUCUUUAUUGAUGAGCCACUUCGGGAUUGGGGAAGAAAUAAUUGACAAAUUAUUCCGUAGGUACAUGGCAAUUGUUGAUAAUGUGCCUAAAGAGAAAGCCAAGUAUACCAAUAUAGUGAUCUCCCUGACCAAAGUUUAGUUUCAAGAUGCUGCAUAAUGCGCCUGCAUGCAUCCUAGUAAAGCAAAUUUAUAGGUUGAGGGAGUAGAAUCUCGUGCAUGCCUCAGUGUGUUUUUUUAGUUGGAAUCGGCUCCUAUGCCAUUUUAUGUAGUUGCAUUAGAGUGUCCUUUCUUGUACUUUUUUUUUUUUUGAAUAAAUAUUUUAGCCUCUUUUCAUCAAAAAGAAAAAUGCU
This is a messenger RNA of Papaver somniferum (opium poppy), 1342 nucleotides long. Its product is annotated as salicylate carboxymethyltransferase-like. The transcript has 4 exons. NCBI's taxonomy places the organism in Eukaryota, Viridiplantae, Streptophyta, Magnoliopsida, Ranunculales, Papaveraceae. The record is from RefSeq and is a predicted model, not a curated record. Gene Ontology annotation, molecular function: S-adenosylmethionine-dependent methyltransferase activity. Bases 46 to 1131 code for a protein of 361 amino acids. Gene Ontology annotation, biological process: methylation.